AUGAGUCCAUUCACACUGGCUCAUGUUACCUUUCUCCCAUCUGCUUCUAUUUCUUCCCACCCCACCCCAACACCAGCCGAGCUCCCAGCUCCCAGCCAAGCUCCCAGCCCAGGACCCAGCCUAGCGUCCAGCCCCCGGCCCAGCUCUUGGCCCAGCUCCCAGCCCAGUGCCCAGCUCCCGGCCCAGCUCCCAGCCCAGCUCCCGGCCCAGCACCCAGCCCAGCCUCCAGCUCCCAGGCCAGCUCCCAGCCCAGCACCCAGCCCAGUGUCCAGCUCCCAGCCCAGCUCCCAGCCCAGCACCCAGCCCAGCGUCCAGCACCCAGCCCAGCUCCCAGCCCAGCACCCAGCCCAGCACCCAGCCCAGUGUCCAGCUCCCGGCCCAGCUCCCAGCCCAGCUCUCAGCCCAGCACCCAGCCCAGCGUCCAGCUCCCGGCCCAGCUCCCAGCCCAGCUCCCAUCCUAGCGCCCAGCACCCAACCCAGCGCCCAGCACCCAGCCCAGCGUCCAGCUCCCAGCCCAGCUCCCAGCUCAGCACCCAGCCCAGCGUCCAGCUCCCAGCCCAGCACCCAGCCCAGUGUCCAGCUCCCGGCCCAGCUCCCAGCCCAGCUCCCAGCCCAGCACCCAGCCCAGCGUCCAGCUCCCGGCCCAGCUCCCAGCCCAGCUCCCAUCCUAGCGCCCAGCACCCAGCCCAGCGCCCAGCACCCAGCCCAGCGUCCAGCUCCCGGCCCAGCUUCCAGCCCAGCUCCCAGCCCAGCUCCCAGCCCAGCGUCCAGCUCCCAGCCAAGCUCCCAGCCCAGCACCCAGCCCAGCGUCCAGCUCCCGGCCCAGCUCCCAGCCCAGCUCCCAGCCCAGCUCCCAGCCCAGCUCCCAGCCCAGCACCCAGCCCAGCGUCCAGCUCCCAGCCCAGCUCCCAGCUCAGCACCCAGCCCAGCGUCCAGCUCCCAGCCCAGCACCCAGCCCAGCACCCAGCCCAGCACCCAGUGUCCAGCUCCCGGCCCAGCUCCCAGCCCAGCUCCCAGCCCAGCUCCCAGCCCAGCACCCAGCCCAGCGUCCAGCCCAGCGCCCAGCACCCAGCCCAGCGUCCAGCUCCCAGCCAGCCAUCAACAGGAUGA
Messenger RNA from Oncorhynchus nerka (sockeye salmon), 1110 nucleotides. RefSeq lists its product as uncharacterized. NCBI's taxonomy places the organism in Eukaryota, Metazoa, Chordata, Actinopteri, Salmoniformes, Salmonidae. The transcript has a single exon. The coding region runs from base 1 to 1110 and encodes 369 amino acids. The record is from RefSeq and is a predicted model, not a curated record.